Molecule: messenger RNA, 942 nt
Organism: Diaporthe amygdali
Lineage: Eukaryota; Fungi; Ascomycota; Sordariomycetes; Diaporthales; Diaporthaceae
Product: Bifunctional pinoresinol-lariciresinol reductase
Exons: 4
Coding region: 1-942 (313 amino acids)
Molecular function (GO): oxidoreductase activity
Source: RefSeq, a predicted model, not a curated record
AUGGCUAAAGUCGUGAGAAACGUAGCGCUCCUAGGGGCCACAGGCACACUGGGCCCUCAUUUAUUGAAGGCAUUGACUGGAGCCGGCCACUCCGUCACUGUGAUCCAGCGCAAGGAAUCAACAAAGGAAGCACCCCAGGGCGUGAAAUCUGUCAAAGCCGACCUGACCAACUUCAACGAACUCGUCUCCAUAUUCAAGGGACAAGAUGUCUUUGUGAGUGCUAUUCCGAACCCGAAACUCGAGUCGGACAAGGUCAUCAUCGACGCAGCCGUCGCCGCUUCUGUGAAGCGCAUCAUUCCAUCCGAGUUCACCACCAAUCUGGACACCCCACUUUCCCGCAAGUUGCUUCAUGUCCUGGGCAAGACCGCAGUCCGCGAAUACCUCGAAUCCACCGUGCAGAACUCGCCAUCGACGACAUGGACUUCGAUCAACAACGGCGCAUUCCUAGAAAUGUGCCUCAAGUUUGGCGUCUUGGGCCCCAAUCUAGCACAGAAGAAGGCGACCUUCCGUGACGGCGGCGAUAAGAUUAUCGGUGCAUCAUUGCUCCCGGACAUUGGCACCGCAUUGGUCAAAGUUCUUGAACCGGAGCACUUUGAGGAGACUGCAAACAAGCCUGUCUACUUCUACUCUGCCGCUAUCAGCGAAAAGAAGCUCACUCGCCUCGCGUCUGAGGUCACUGGCAUUGAUUUUGGCAGCGUGGAAGAUGGCCGUAUCCUUGAUCUUGACGUUGACAACAUGGUCCGUGAGGCGGAUGAGAGGUUGGCCAAGGGUGAUAAGUCUGCGCUCAUCUCCUACUACUUCCCGAUGAUGUAUAGCAAGGGCUAUGGCGGAACCGAGUUCAAGGAGUUGUCCUGGAAUGAAAAGUUGGGUCUCAGGGUCUUGAGCGAGGAGGAUCUGAAGAGCCUGGUUCGAAAGACUGCGGAAGAACUUGGUGUUCUCUGA